Messenger RNA from Enterobius vermicularis (human pinworm), 645 nucleotides. NCBI's taxonomy places the organism in Eukaryota, Metazoa, Nematoda, Chromadorea, Rhabditida, Oxyuridae. The record is from the annotation of a GenBank genome assembly.
AUGAGACAAGCUGUUAUUUUCAUCGCUCUUUCUGUAACUUUCACUCAAGCGAUGGUAUGCCCAGUCGGUUGGGAGCGGUACACGGGAACCGCUGACACCUGCAUUGCAGCAUACAAGAAGGAGAUGUCCUGGUUGGAUGCUAACAAUUUUUGCAAAAGUCUUAGAGCGGAUUUGGUGUCUAUCCACAACUCUUUCCAAAACCUUCACGCUGCAACCAUAGCCGAAAAAAAGUUUGAGGCAUGCAGAUACUGGAUCGGACUAUAUAAUAUCGAUAAAGACAAAAAGUUUAAGUGGACUGACAAAAGCUCGGUUGAUUACACAAACUGGUUACAAGGUGAACCGCCAUCAGUUGCUGAGGCAACCACAGUUUAUAUGUCAUUGCAGUCUCGUUUUCGAUGGGUUACAACCACCGAAGUUGCUGAGAACAACUGUUUUAUCUGUGAAAAGCGCUUUAAUGAACCUUCUACUAAUCCGGAAUCGACAACAGAAACAUUUGAAUCACCCUCUACAGGAGCACCCACUGAAACCAUUGUUGAGACUUUUAAACCAAAUUAUUCCACUGAAAAAAAGUUGACAACAGAAAAUCCUGAAUCAUCCUCUACAGGAGCAGCACCGGUUGAAACCAAUGCUGGAACGUCUAAGCCA